Messenger RNA from Pelecanus crispus (Dalmatian pelican), 2433 nucleotides. Lineage: Eukaryota; Metazoa; Chordata; Aves; Pelecaniformes; Pelecanidae. The record is from RefSeq and is a predicted model, not a curated record.
AUGACAGAGUCCUUAAACUCUGCUGAGCUGUUGAAGCAGCUCAAGUCUCUGGGAUUGGAAAAGCUAUUGCAUGUGACACACAAGUUUCUGAGGCAGUCCUACAUCUAUCCACCUCUUUUAGAGUUUGGUGGUAAGACAUUACUUAUUACUUUUACUUUUGUGGCGAUUGCCAGUUUUCAAUUUGAAGUGGAGCAGUCGCUUACUGAUAGUAAUUCUCAGUGUUGCUCAACUAAUGUACCAUGUGUAUUUUCCUUUUUUCCCCCCCUUCCACCACAAUUGUUUCCUUUAAUGAUACAGCUUUACAUGGUGAGAACUAUGUUAGAGUCCCUCAUUGCUGACAAAAGUGGUUCCAAGAAAACCUUGAGAAGUAGCCUUGAGGGGCCCACCAUAUUGGACAUAGAAAAAUUCCAUCGCGAGUCUUUCUUCUACACUCAUUUGAUAAAUUUCAGUGAAACCCUGCAGCAAUGCUGUGAUCUGUCCCAGCUGUGGUUCAGGGAAUUCUUCUUAGAACUGACCAUGGGCAGAAGAAUCCAGUUUCCCAUUGAGAUGUCCAUGCCUUGGAUUCUGACGGACCAUAUUUUGGAGACCAAAGAGGCAUCAAUGAUGGAGUAUGUUCUGUAUUCUUUGGACCUUUAUAAUGACAGUGCUCAUUAUGCACUUACUAAAUUUAAGAAGCAAUUCCUCUAUGAUGAGAUUGAGGCAGAGGUAAACCUGUGUUUUGACCAAUUUGUCUACAAGCUGGCAGACCAAAUAUUUGCGUACUACAAGGCAAUGGCUGGCAGCCUGCUUCUGGAUAAACGAUUACGUUCGGAAUGCAAGAAUCAGGGAGCAACCAUUCAGUUGCUACAGUCCAAUCGCUACGAGACACUGCUGAAACAGAGACAUGUCCAACUUCUUGGUAGGUCAAUAGACCUGAACCGACUGAUCACUCAGCGAAUUUCAGCAGCCAUGUAUAGGUCAAUGGAACUGGCAAUUGGUCGAUUUGAAAGUGAGGAUUUGACUUCCAUUGUGGAGCUGGAUGGCUUGAUAGAGGUCAACAAAAUGACUCACAAGCUUCUGAGUAGAUAUAUGACCUUGGACAGCUUUGAUGCCAUGUUCAGAGAAGCCAAUCACAACGUGUCAGCCCCUUAUGGACGAAUUACUCUUCAUGUCUUUUGGGAACUCAAUUAUGAUUUCCUUCCAAACUACUGCUACAAUGGAUCCACUAACAGAUUUGUUCGGACCGUGCUACCGUUUUCUCAGGAGUUUCAGAGAGAUAAGCAGCCUAAUGCACAGCCACAGUAUCUCUAUGGAUCGAAGGCAUUGAAUCUGGCAUAUUCCAGCAUCUACAGCAACUACAGGAAUUUUGUUGGUCCUCCUCACUUUAAAGUCAUCUGUAGACUUCUUGGGUAUCAGGGUAUUGCUGUGGUGAUGGAGGAAUUGCUGAAAGUUGUCAAGAGCCUGUUACAAGGGACAAUUCUUCAGUAUGUCAAGACCUUAAUGGAAGUGAUGCCUAAGAUCUGCAGGUUACCAAGACAUGAGUAUGGUUCUCCAGGUAUCUUGGAGUUUUUUCACCAUCAGUUGAAGGACAUCGUUGAAUAUGCAGAACUGAAGACUGUCUGCUUCCAGAAUUUGCGGGAAGUGGGAAAUGCCGUCCUGUUUUGCCUCCUCAUUGAACAGAGUCUGUCCCUGGAGGAAGUGUGUGACCUGUUGCACGCGGCACCAUUCCAAAAUAUCCUGCCCAGAGUUCACGUCAAAGAGGGUGAAAGGCUCGAUGCUAAAAUGAAGAGAUUAGAAUCGAAAUACGCUCCACUACAUUUGGUUCCUCUCAUUGAAAGGCUAGGAACACCCCAGCAAAUAGCAAUCGCAAGGGAAGGGGACUUGCUGACCAAAGAACGCCUCUGCUGCGGCCUGUCCAUGUUUGAGGUUAUCCUGACGAGGAUCCGCUCCUUCCUGGACGAUCCCAUCUGGCGCGGGCCCCUGCCCAGCAAUGGGGUGAUGCACGUGGACGAGUGCGUGGAAUUCCAUCGCCUCUGGAGCGCGAUGCAGUUCGUCUACUGCAUCCCCGUGGGAACGCACGAGUUCACGGUGGAGCAGUGCUUUGGAGAUGGCUUGCACUGGGCUGGCUGUAUGAUCAUUGUGCUUUUGGGACAGCAGCGUCGCUUUGACGUGUUGGAUUUCUGCUACCACCUGCUGAAAGUCCAAAAGCACGAUGGCAAAGACGAGGUUAUAAAGAAUGUGCCUUUGAAGAAAAUGGUUGAGAGAAUUCGCAAGUUCCAGAUUCUGAAUGAUGAAAUAAUUGCUAUUUUGGACAAGUAUUUGAAGUCUGGCGAUGGAGAGAGCACGCCUGUGGAACACGUGCGCUGCUUCCAGCCACCUAUUCAUCAGUCCCUUGCCAGCAACUAGACUUCCCACCUAACUAUACUUUUUGCACCUAUUUAGGCUAAAAGUAUG